Molecule: messenger RNA, 1778 nt
Organism: Saccostrea cuccullata (small rock oyster)
Lineage: Eukaryota; Metazoa; Mollusca; Bivalvia; Ostreida; Ostreidae
Exons: 6
Coding region: 1-915 (304 amino acids)
Source: RefSeq, a predicted model, not a curated record
AUGGGUAAGCUGUCAAAAUCAUGUCGACUCCUGUGUGGGCAUGAGGAGGGCUGGCACUUGGUCCCCAAGCCCCUCAGUUUGUUCACAAACACAGCGGAGGAGAUUAUAGACACCAUUACAGAGGCUGCUCCAUUCCUGGCCAGAUUCUACGCCAUCCUGAAACAGAGCUCUGUCAAACUGAAGUGUCUUAAUGGACAACUGGGAGAGAGUUUCAUGAAUUUCCUGGACCAAGAGGGAAAGACAACUUCCAACUUCCUGAUGGCUUACAUGGCUGUCCAUAAAUUGGUGUCAUCUCAUGUUGAAAAUGAAGAAUUCAUCAGGCAGCUUGACAGAUGCCAUUUACCCAGUGGAAAAGUGGCAUGGCUGUGUGAAAAACACUCCAAAGGAAACAGAAUUACUAAGUUAGGGGUCGGCUCCAUCAGUGUGCACGGUCAGGGACAGACCAUUCUCAACAAAGAGGACGAGCUGAUGAGGGAAUAUCUCAAAACCUCCCCUAUAGCAUCAGCUCUGAUGGGCCGCCCAGACAGAGAGACGUCAAGUCUUAACACUGAAAGACAACCAUCCAUGAUCAAGGAACAAAGUAACGUGUCUGUUGUUAUAGAAAAGGAGGAAAUUAAGGAGACGGCGCGUUCAAAACAGAAUGGUGACAUUGCUGAAGGGAAGCCGACUGCCAGCAAAAAGAAAACUGCAGAGGACAAAGGUAAAACAUCCCAGACACCUAAAGGCAAGCAGUCUAUUGACAAGAAAAAAGGAGAUGAUAAAACUGAGGAGAAAUCGGACAACAGCGCCCCCCAGUCUCCGUCAUCUAGCACCUCCUCUACCAGCAUGAGUCAGGUGGCGGGCACGGUCCGGAAAUUACAGCGCAAUUACUCCAAGUCAGGUCGGCAAAAAAGUCAGGCUUGUGUGCUGCAGUAAACCGUCCUGUAUACAGACUGUAAAUCAUUGUUAUACAAUUGUGUGUUAGUGUUAAUGUUCAUCUUUCAACUCUCAUAUAAUUCUAACUGUAGUUCCUAUAGAAAAGCAUGAUUUACAUAAUUAUGUAGAGGUUUGAUCCAUUAAUCUGAAUCAAUUUUAACCUCUUGUAGAAAUAUUAGCAAGAUGAAGGGUCAAUUUUUACUUAUUAUUCAUCCAAACUGCACCAGUUAGAUAAAAUUGUUAAUCUUGUAACGUAACAACAUGUAAGUAAAACGCAUCUAAAAUGCAGUGCCAGGGAUAGACAAUUUUACUUCAUUUAUAGAAGGGUAAUUUGUUAUAUCUGUUAAUAUUACAAUAAAUUUAAAAGCUAAAGGGAAUGAAAAUCGCUUUGGUAAAUUGAUCGUGUGUUUACUUGAACCAUGUUUUUACUGAAGUUUAUUUGAAUGUUUUGUAUUGCACAUUUUGAGACAUUGAAAAACGGCUUUGGCAACAAUGUGCAAAUUUUUUUGUUUAUAAUGUAUAGUUUUAAAAGAAAUGCAAUGGAACUUGCUUUAUUGUCCGAGAAUAAAUCAAACCUAUUGUUGAUAUUGGUUAUUUAUUAUAAUGUACUUAUUUCUUGUAUACUGGAUUUAUCCCUUUCUACGUUUGCCUUGGAAAUUCAUUGUUUUCUUUCAUGGAAUCUACAAGUCAAAUAACUUUAUUCAUUCACUGUGAUACAUGUUAAUUGUUUUAUUUUACAACUUUGUUAUUUAUAUAUCAAUUACAUAUCAAUAUAAUUAUACACUUAAUACUUAUAUGACAGUAUACUUUUCAGGUUUAGUAUGCUCACUAAUUUAUUUUCAAUAUACUGGAAGUAGAUCUCU